GUAAGGGAUGUUCAAGUACCUGAUCAAGGAUUACCUGCUCCAAAUUGCUGACGUCUAUUUGCUGCAUUUCAGAAACAUACAAAAGAGGUACUGUCAAACCCGGUCUUUCCGUCUGGAACUCCACUCGAACUUAGUUUAUUUGACCCAAGGGAUUGGAGGUUCCCAGAUUAGUUCCCAGCCAACUCAUACAUAUUUAGACGUUAUUGCUGACAUCCAGCUCUUCCACUCGGAUUCUGCCUGCUUCUCAUUCUAUCUAUCUAUCUAUCUAUCUAUCUAUCUAUCUAUCUCUCUCCUUCAACUUUCACGCCGCUGUGCGGAAUUUGCUGACAUUCUCGAACAAUGAUGACUAUGUGAAUACAUCUCGGGUGUUGUAAGACCUGUCUUCAGUCUCCAGCGAACGUCUGACCACAAGCACUCUCAAUACAAAGUCUAUCCCACCGGCUCUUGCAUCUGUGCGAAUUUGGGAACAAGCAAUAUCGCUAUCGUCAGGUUUCCGCCAUUGAAUCAAUUCACCUCCUUGGCUUCAUACAUACAUUUUUUCUAGCCCUUUCUCCGCCAGCCCUACGAUUUCACCUCUUUCCAUGCAUACGGAGAACAUCAAACCUAGUAGCGACCUCAAAGCUUCGAAACUUUUCAGAUCCUUCGAAAGAGCAGCUUCGCAGUCGCGGAUACCCUCGCACACGAGGACGUCCCUUUGCUGGGACGUCCCUUCCCAUCAAUAUGCUUUUACAUUCAGCAGCCGGCAUGCACAACCAUGAGUACUCGCAUUCUAGCCUUCCUGCUCGGCCACGCAGCGAUUUGAUGCCUAGAAGAUCACCUUUGAAUAGGUCACCUUUUUCGAAUCCUGGCCCAGAAUUAUCCACAACUAAUGAAAAUCCAAUACCGGCUUUAUCAACUCGACCCUCGAGAGCAUUAUCUGAAUAUAUACCUCGCAAGUUAGAACAUCAACAGGUGCACACCGUUCGAUUUCAGGAGCCCGAAACGGAUAGAAUGAGCGAAGAUGGCAGAUCGAUUGCGAACUCGGAAGGAAGUCGGACAACAAAUGGAGGUCGGCGGCGCAAGAGAUCAUCAAAAGCUAGCACAACAUACAGCUUGGCACACCCAGCUCCAACUUUGACACACAAGCAACGGUUAUUGAAUAUUCGCCCGAAAUUGCUAAUGCAAUUGCAGUUAUUGUCAGUCGAUAAAAGGCCCAGACCUACACUGGACGUCCUUCCUUCAACGGUUUUUGUCUCCAGAUUGGCUAAGAGGUUUCCUCGAGCGUUUAGAGGAAAAGGUGUAUUGGGUGCAAACGACAUAAUGAUUGUCAGGAGCGAAGACUACGAUACACCGGAACCCUCCAUUGACGAUACAGAUUCUGAUGAAGAGGGAUUUUCGAAUAGAGAUCUUGUUGCAGUUGUUUGCCAAAUGCCCAAGGAUGAAGGGGGCUCUCAAGGAAAAGCCGAAAUAGUUUUAGGUGAUGGUUCUGUGUGGUUCGCAAGCCCACUACCAACAGGUUCUUAUGAAAUGACAAAAUUUGACGAAUCAGGAGCAAAGGUGACCACUAUUCGAUGGGUGAAAAAAGCAUACCAUCACAAUAUCUCCGAUUUGCCUAAUAACGAUGUCAAAUUCAAUUUCAGUAUCAUAGACCCAAAUUCUCGCCGACACGCAAUCUUGGCGACUCUUACUCAAACAAAAUUGGAUAUCCCGGAUUAUUAUACCUCACUAUCUCCUCCGCCUGGAACAGAAACCACAACGACACCGGUGAGUGAGGUAUCCGGUGAACUCGACGAUGAAGAUGGCGGGAUGGACACGAUCAUUGAGCGAAUGCCUCAACUCAUGGAUGAGACAACGAGAACUCUGAUUCAAGUCACGGGAAUAUGGGUUUCUUUACGCCAAGGCUGGUCUCCUUAUUUCAAAUACAACGAUGCUAUGGCUAUCUUCAGCCAAAGUAAACACUCAAGAGACUCUAUGAACGGGAGAACCAGAGCAUCUUCAUUUACGCCAGACCAAAUGCGAGCAAUGCCUGCUACUUCUCUGACUUCUACUCGUUCAAGCACGCCAGAAUCUACAUUUGGGGCUAUUGGUGAAAAAAUUCUCAAUAUUGGUAAAGCGAAUUCCCUUACAGCGUCUUCGUCACAGGAUACGAUUACAUCACCAAGGCGAGCGAGAGCCACAUCCACCGGUGCCGCGUUCAUGCAAAGGGCAGCAAGUCGCAAGAUAAACACAAUUGCCAGCGAUAGUGAAGGAGAAAACAUAGCUCAAAUUCCUGAGAAUAGUCAAAGCCCAAAUUUCAAGGCAAAUAGCGCGAACCGUGUUUCUUGUCCUCCUGGGUUAGGUGCCGUUGCGUCACCGACGCAGACUCCUCAUCGAAGAGUGCAGUCUGCUCACAUGGUUUCAAGCACAGCUACACAGAACACCGACAACAAAAUCAUGGAUGGGCAGAGCGAAGAUGCCCAUAGCAAACCUCUUCCACUGAAACGGAAGAACAGCCGAUGGAGAUCGUUGAUAAACUGUAUUCGCCGUCGACCUUCUUCUCGUUCUCCCCUAUCGUAAUAUUAACAGCAAACACUUUUGUAUCAAUACUUUUGGGCGGCAUUAAUGUUGGCGUUAUUAUCGUAAAAAGCAUUGGGUUCAGGUAUAUAUAUAAAUUUUGGAAUAUGAGGCACAUUGGAUGUGUGUUUGGCUUGGCGUUUGUAGAUAUCACCCCGGCAUAUUCGUUUUUCUUGGGAACACAACAUGAUACUCCGUGUGCUCUUACUUGUAUUUUUCAAACAGAGUAAAGUUCGUAGGCUCUAUCGACGAGGUAGGAAUAUUACAACAAUGAACGGCAUGUUAUUUAUCAUCUCGUGUUUA
Molecule: messenger RNA, 2835 nt
Organism: Botrytis cinerea B05.10
Lineage: Eukaryota; Fungi; Ascomycota; Leotiomycetes; Helotiales; Sclerotiniaceae
Exons: 1
Coding region: 721-2535 (604 amino acids)
Source: RefSeq, a predicted model, not a curated record